AUGAAGCUCCUUGUUCCUAUCUUCGCCAGCCUCAUGCUACAGUACCAGGUGAACACAGAGCUCUUCGGCUGGAAAAGAUGUUUAAUGGGUUUUGGGCGAUGCAAAGACCAGUGUUCUGUGGAUGAAAGAGAGAUGCAGAAAUGCAAAAAGAAAAAAUGCUGUGUUGGACUAAAAACAGUUCGACUGAUAAAUACCUACCUGCAAAAUGAGCUGCUCCAAGCACUUAAAGAAGACAUCCCCAGACCGAUAAACAUUACCAAGCUUUCUAGCGCUGCAAUCCAAACAAAAUAUCAUAGUUUAUCUCUCUCCCCCCAAGUCAAAAGCCCUGUUGCCAAACGUCAUCUCAACGCCAUCAGCAUCUCAAGUGCCAGUGCUGGGAACUCUGCCAGCACCAACCCCAUGGCCUCGGGAGAGAUUACACGCCCUGCCACUCCUACCAAGGGCAACACCAAAAAGUGCCAAGGGUCAGCCACUGACUCCCCCCAACCAUCACCACCACCCUAG
Messenger RNA from Phyllostomus hastatus (greater spear-nosed bat), 504 nucleotides. It is a transcript of the gene DEFB129, whose product is annotated as defensin beta 129. The transcript has 2 exons. Bases 1 to 504 code for a protein of 167 amino acids. The record is from RefSeq and is a predicted model, not a curated record. Lineage: Eukaryota; Metazoa; Chordata; Mammalia; Chiroptera; Phyllostomidae.